CUUCGUGUACAGCACAUACUAUUUAUUACUACUCAUGUUCGUGCUUAGCUAGACAUUCUUGGUACUUCAGUUUUUGUUUUUUUUACAUUUUUCGAGACGGCAGAGGUUACUACAAUGCAUGAAUGUAUAGAAAGGCUCAGGGAGCUAAUCACUGUAGAACCUGUAGUUCUCCUCUUCAUGACAAGCACCUUCAUUCUGAAUCCAUCAUAUCAGCAACUUAUCCUUGCUAAGGUAUGCGACAGUCUGUAUGCUGGCAUGGAUAUUUGCAACAAUCCAAAUCAGUACAAGGAAGAUGAAGUCAUUCAAAAGCAGUCUUCCUACAUCAUGAUGAUGUUUACAGGAACAAUGAGUCUUGUGUCCAUCCCACCUGCCAUCUUGCUGGGGUCCUGGUCUGACAGGGCUGGCCGCAAGUUUGGCAUGAUUUUGCCUAAUGCACUGUCUCUGGUUUCUGGUGGCAUACUCAUUGCCAUGUCGCAGGUUAGAGGGAUGAAUGCCUACUGGUCCUUGGCGGCUGCUGUCAUAGUGGGCCUCUCAGGGGGUUACGUAUCUGUGUUCCUCAGCUGCUUCAGCUACCUGGCCGAUGUGUCGGACGCUGGCAGCCGCACCUUGAGGAUGGGAAUUGCCGAGUCAAUGAUCUUCAUUGGCGGAACCCUAGGCUUCUUCAUCAGCGGGUUCCUUCUGCAGGGGUUUGGUUUCACCCCUGCUUUUGGGGUGUACUGUGGCUGUCACAUCCUGGCCUUGCUUUACAUCCUCCUAUGGCUGCGCAACCCCGAACCACGAGGAAAAAGUGUUUGUCUACCACAGGCAUCUUCAGAGGUGGAGCACAGAGCAGAGGCUCCGCCCAAGCCAUCCCUCCUCAUGUACGCUAAGUUGACCUUCAGGGCGGUGGCCAAAAAGAGAGCAGGCCAGGAAAAGCUGAAGCUUCAUUUACUCAUCCUGUGUACCUUUCUGAACAACACUGUUGCUGUUGGGGAUCAAGCUAUCCUGCUGCUCUUUUUGAUGUAUGAACCCAGAGCGUUUACAACUGAACUGUAUGGGAUAUUCACUUCUGCACGGAUGAUGCUUUUGGGCAUUUUUCUUAUUGGCUUAUUCCCAUGGUUGUUGCGCUGUGUUGGAGAGAUAACACUAGCAAAAAUUAGUGCAAUUUUCCGGGGAGCUUCAUAUAUCCUUCUUGCUUUGUCCAUAAACACAUGGAUGGUGUUCCUAGUGGCUGUGCUGGGGGCUCCGAGUGGAAUCUGUCAGGCUGUGAUUCGCUCAUUGUGCUCUGCAGUUGUUGGGCCAGAAGAACAGGGGGCCAUGUUCUCCUUCAGCGCAUCAGUGGAAGCUCUGUGCAUCCUUACUGGGGCAAUCAUAUUCAAUGGCCUAUACCCCUUGACCCUGGCUACGUUUCCUGGAUUGCCUUUCAUCGUUAUGGCUGGAUUCACGGUCAUUGUGCUCAUUCUCCUACAGUGGGUCAGUGAAAUGCCAACCAUGCAACCACAUUUGAUCGCUCAAGACUAA
Messenger RNA from Scleropages formosus (Asian bonytongue), 1500 nucleotides. RefSeq names its product proton-coupled folate transporter. Gene Ontology annotation, molecular function: transmembrane transporter activity. The transcript has 7 exons. The record is from RefSeq and is a predicted model, not a curated record. Gene Ontology annotation, biological process: transmembrane transport. Gene Ontology annotation, cellular component: membrane. Lineage: Eukaryota; Metazoa; Chordata; Actinopteri; Osteoglossiformes; Osteoglossidae. The coding region runs from base 115 to 1500 and encodes 461 amino acids.